AACACUAUUUUCUAUCUUUCCUGAAAGUUUUAUCAAGUUUGGACUUGAUUUUGAAUCAUAAUUUUUUAAAAAAGAUCAGUUAAAAAUUAAGAAAGAUCCAGCAUGCAAUCUGUGGAAGCAGCCAUAAGUAAAUUUUCCUAUUGGAUUUAAAAAUAGAAAUAGAAAUAAAAAAACAUAGUUUCACGAAAGAAGUAAAAUGCUGUGAAUGAACGAUUUAUAAGUGUUUGUGACUUUUCCGAGUUUAAUGAUUUUCAUGUUAAUGAAUUUUCUUUUUUCCUCAAACGUUCUAAAAUUAGAGAGUAUCAUAUUAUUUUGUAUGUAAAAAGCAAAAGAAAAAUUUUCAAGUUCAUUUAAGAAAAGCUGAUGCAAAUAGUUCCUGUUUUCAUUCAUUUCAAAGCAUUUGUGGCGAACAGAUUAAGUUUAAGUCUUUAAAAAUGGGCAAGAUAUCAGCGGAAACGCAGUCCAAAUUUAGUGUAGUUCCAAUCCAUCAUUUCCCAGAGCUUAUAAAUCAAACAAUUAAGUUAAUUAAUGAGGAAUGGCCACGAUCAAUAGGUGCACGAUUACAUUCACUUACAGCAUCAAAAGACUCAUUACCAACAUCAUUAGUGUUAAUUAAUCUAUCAAAGAAUAAAAGUGAUAAAAAUACAAAUGAUCCAACAGUGCUGGCUCAUGUAAAAUUGACGCCUAUUCCUGCCUUACCGUAUGCCUGUUUCAUAGAAUCUGUUGUUGUUUGGAAGAGUUUAAGGGGUCAAGGAAUUGGAAAGUAUUUAAUGAUUGAGGCUGAAAAGUACUGUAAAGCAAGCUUAAGAAUUCAUGAAAUCUAUUUGUCCACAACUGACAAAGAGGAUUUUUAUCAAAAGCUUGGAUAUGAGUCGUGCGAACCCGUAUCAAUAUUCGGAGGACCUUGUAACUUUCCAUUUCGACCAGCCGUAACAAAGAAAAAGUAUAUGAAAAAAGUGAUCGUCGAGGAACAGCCAGACGAGAAACAAUGAAGAAAUUCUUUAUAUGUUAUACAUAUUUGUGCCUGCCCGAUUGUAUAUGUUAUUACUAAUUCUGUAUCUCGCCAUCAUCUCUCAUACAUACACUACUAUCGAUCAUCAUGUGUUUCUUCACUUUUUGGACUGGAUAUUCUAUCGAUGAUGGAAUUCCAGCACGAAAACUCAAGGCCAAGAAAGUCCAAAAAAAGGAUUUAAUUGACAAGUAUUAUAAAGUCGUUCCGAUCCACAAACAACCGAACUUACUUGACGAGACAAUAAAAUUAAUUAAUUCAUUUUGGCCCAAAUCCCGAUCCGAGAGACUAUCCAUUUUGGGAUCGAGCAAAGAUGACUUGCCAAUGUCAUUAAUCAUGACUUUCGUAAAUAGCAACAAGUCAAAUACCACGAAAGAAAAUGCAAUAAUUAAUGACAUAUUUUUCAAUUCACAAAAUAUUGAUGCACCAAUGAUUUGUCAGGAAACUGGAUCUAAAAUCAACGUGCUGGGACAUUUAAGAUUAGUUCCAGUUCCUGCAGAUGAUAAAGCAUGCUUUAUUGAGUCGAUGAUUAUUCGACAUGAGUUUCGAGGCAAAGGUUUAGGGUCAUUUUUCAUUCAACAGGCUGAAAAGUUUUGUGAGGAAGUGCUGCAUCUUAAAAGUAUCUUCUUAUCAACAUACGAUAGUGGUGAAUUUUAUAUGAAAAUUGGAUUUAAUUUAACUAAUGCAAUAUGUGUUUAUGGAAAUGGUGAAGUCAAUAAUGUAUCGAAAAAGAUUUACUUAAAGAAAGACUUGAAUUACAUCGAACCUGAAAUAAUUGAAGAGGAAGUAAAGGAUGUCUAUGAUCCAACAAAAGAUUAUAAUUAUAAUCAACAGUUAACAAUGGAAAAUGACAUAGUGCUGAGUGGAUUUCCUUUCAAAAUUGAACGUCCUAAAAGUUUCGUCGACCGACUGUGUUCAAUGCUUGAUUUUAAGCAGCAAGAUAUUAAAUAUUAUUAUUCAUAUGAAAUUUUUAAGCGCGAAAAGGAAACGAGAAGCUUUCACAUUAUGAUAUGUACUGUGUCACACGAUGCUAAGCUUGAUUUGCUGGAUAAAUUGAGGAAUUUUGGUGUGAUGUGCUUUCAAGACUUUUUCGAACGUCCUGUGGAUGAAUAUGACAAUACUUUAAUUAAACAUUCGAUGCGUUAUACAAACUUAAAUUAUAUUAUUUUAAAGGAAUUAACAAAAUUAAAAGCUGAUCGGUGGAUUGCUGACUAUAAGUAUGAGAAUUGUCAAUUUCAAGCUAAUCAAAAUGAGCAGUGGAUUAUUGUGAAAAAUUUAGUAAUUGUUGAAUUAUUAAGAACGCCAGAGAUCCCUGAUGUACCUGACGAUACAAUAGAAAUGUGGGAUGAAAAUGAAGAGGAACUGGAUCUUGUUGAUCAUCUCGCAAAGUUGAAAGAAUCUUUCAAGAAAAUUACUGAUGAUAAUUGGUGGACUACAUUGAGACGUCCUUCUGAAAUUAAAUUAGAACCACUUUACAAUGAAACAUGCAGAAUGCAAAAAUAGAAGUGGAAUCAACAAGUUGUCAUCACGAAGAAGAGUUAAUCAAAAAUCGCUGGGUUAACAAAGUUCGCUGUUCAAAUAAUGCAAUUAUAUUAGGAUUAGAUCUAAAUGAUUAUUAGCUUAAUUAUAUUUAAAUAAUUUUAAGAGCAUAGGCGAG
This is a messenger RNA of Chironomus riparius, 2666 nucleotides long. NCBI's taxonomy places the organism in Eukaryota, Metazoa, Arthropoda, Insecta, Diptera, Chironomidae. The record is from the annotation of a GenBank genome assembly.